AGGCAGACUCCUGUUCCUCGACGAAGAUCAUCUGUUUAAAGUUUCUACGGCUGCUCAAUGAUUUAAUCGUCUCUUAAAAGAUGAUACCAAGAAGGAAUUUCGUAUUGCUAAAGAUAAUUCUUCUAAUUACAGUUUUUACUUACUGCUCGGGGUUGAAAGUGUCAAUCCCAGAAAAGGAAUAUAAGGUCCACAAAGGAGAGGAUGUUACACUGACCUGUUCCUUCGUGCCGGCUAGGCCCAUCGAAAACAACUUUGUCCUGGCAUGGGACGUUAUUGGUACCCCAUCGAAAGCUGUGGCCACCUUCUUUAAGAAUAGUCCCGUUGACAUUGCUCCGGCUUAUGAAGGAAGAGCCUCCCUGGAGGUUGACGUUGAAGGGGGAGUAUCAACGCUCCAGUUAACAAAGGUGACCAUGGAAGACAGCCGCCUGUACCAGUGCAGCGUCAGAAUCCCCAAUGAUGAUGAAGGGACACCAAUUGCUUCUACUUCUGUUUUAGUCCUUGAACCUCCCUCUAAACCAAUAUGCACGCUCCAGGGAAAAGCAGAGUAUUACAGUGACAUCACACUUACCUGCAAAUCUGAGGAGGGUUCUCCAGCUCCGACCUAUCAGUGGGCAAGCUACAGUGUUGACAACAUUCAAAGACAAUUUCCACUAAAGACAACAGAGAAGGAUGGAGUUUUGUCUCUCUUUAAUAUCACAAGAGAGACGUCUGGAUUCUUUAUUUGCAUUUCACAAAACAACAUUGGCUCGGCCAGCUGCAACUUUACCUUAGCUGUGAUGCCUCCAAGUAUGGGUAUGGGGUCUACUGCAAUAAUAAUAGGAAUAGCAGUAGUUCUUGGUGCUCUUCUGCUUCUGGGGAUUAUCAUUUUCUGUUACCGAAAGAGAAAGAGUAAAAAAGAAGCUACUGUAGAGGGUGCGCAUGGGGAUAAGGUGUUUUAUGACAAAGAAGGUUCUGAAGUCGGAGAGCCAUACUUGGAUGACAAGUCCACUGGAAAAAAGCUGCCUAGUCAGUAUGAAGACAGCGAUAUAGCUUCUGAAAGAAAUUAUGUGAAGCAUGAUGGAAAAGGUAGUGAUACAGAUUCCCACCGUUACCAUGGUGAAAAGAAGGAUUACUCUCGUGGAAGCAGGGAUAACCUGGACAAUGAGCGGGAUCGCUAUGGAAGCCGGGAUCGCCUUGAUGACCGACGUGAUCACCACAGAAACCAGGAUCCUGAUGAUCAACGCAAUCGGUAUGGAAGUAGGGAUCGUCUUGAUGACCAACGCGAUCGUUACGGGAGCCGUGAUCGUCUUGAUGAUCAACAUGAUCGUUACAGAAGUCAGGAUCGUAAUGACCAUCGCGAUCGUUAUGGCAGUCGAGAUCGCCUUGAUGAUCAGCGCGGUCGCUAUGGUAGUAGAGAUCGGCUUGACGAUUACCACGAUCAGUACAGCGGUGGUAGAGACGUGUAUCAUGGUAGCCGUGAUCGCAUUGAUUACCGUGACGAUUAAUGCUGAAACAUAAAUAUGUUGAAUUCCUGGAAUACUAUAAAAAAAGAUCUUUCUUUCACAUCUAUCUUUCUAUAUAUAAUUCCUCUGAGAACUUCUCUGAGGAAGACUCAAAUUAAAAGUAUGCAUUAGCAGAGGCAAUCUACCUUUCUACAUUUCAUUCCCAUUUUAUGUCAUUUUUAUCAAUCCCAUGUAGAAGAAUGGAUCCUGGGGUUAAAGAAUGUCUUGAUGUCAAGUUGUUUUCUGUGU
Molecule: messenger RNA, 1730 nt
Organism: Cyprinodon variegatus (sheepshead minnow)
Lineage: Eukaryota; Metazoa; Chordata; Actinopteri; Cyprinodontiformes; Cyprinodontidae
Gene: gpa33
Product: glycoprotein A33 (transmembrane)
Exons: 7
Coding region: 81-1484 (467 amino acids)
Cellular component (GO): plasma membrane
Source: RefSeq, a predicted model, not a curated record